Plasmodium fragile is the source of this 570-nucleotide messenger RNA. RefSeq names its product 40S ribosomal protein S9. Bases 1 to 570 code for a protein of 189 amino acids. The transcript has 3 exons. NCBI's taxonomy places the organism in Eukaryota, Apicomplexa, Aconoidasida, Haemosporida, Plasmodiidae. Gene Ontology annotation, cellular component: cytosolic small ribosomal subunit. Gene Ontology annotation, biological process: positive regulation of translational fidelity; translation. The record is from RefSeq and is a predicted model, not a curated record. Gene Ontology annotation, molecular function: structural constituent of ribosome; rRNA binding.
AUGCCGAAGAGUUACAGGAAUUACUCCAAAACGGCUAGGAACCCAAAGCGUCCCUUUGAAAAGGAACGUUUAGAUCAAGAGUUGAAGCUAAUCGGUGAAUAUGGACUUAAGAACAAGAGAGAAAUAUGGAGAGUUCAAUACCUGUUAGCCAAAAUCCGAUCAGCUGCUAGGUACCUGUUAACCCUAGACGAAAAAAGCUCCAAGAGAAUAUUUCAAGGAGAGGCCCUACUAAGACGAAUGGUGCGUCAAGGAUUACUAGGAGAAAAUGAAGAAAAGCUGGAUUAUGUGUUAGGGUUGACUUUACCAAAAUUGUUGGAACGAAGAUUGCAGACAAAGGUUUUUAAAUUAGGGUUAGCCAAGUCAGUACAUCAUGCAAGAGUACUAAUACGACAGAGACAUAUCCGAGUGGGCAAACAGAUGGUAGAUAUUCCUUCGUUCUUAGUUCGUGUCGACUCUGAAAAGCACAUUGAUUUCUCCACAACGUCUCCCUUUGGAGGUUCCAGACCAGGAAGGGUCAAGAGAAAGACUUUGAAAAACCAAAAGGAGAAAAAUGAGGAGGAAAAUAACUGA